AUGUCCGGCAUUGAAGUGGCCGGGCUUGCACUUGGUGCGCUUCCGUUAAUCAUCCAAGCAAUCAAGGUGUACGCGGAUGGUGUCUCAACCGUGGAACGGUACUUCAAAUAUGAGAUACCGUUGCGCGACCUUCAUCGGGCGGUUGAGGCAGAGUACGUGAUAUACCAAAACACUUGUGAGGAGCUGCUCAAUUCUGUUGUUGGAGACAAUGAGGAUCGCGCAGCACUGCUCGACCAGCCCGGUGGACCAGGUUGGAAAAGGCCGGAAUUGGAAGCGACACUGAAAGAGCGCUUAUCAAGAUCCUACCCGGCUUAUAUCGGGACUAUGGAUAGUAUGAUGCGUAUCGUUUCAGAAAUCAAGAGACUCCUGAAGCUGGAUAAGGCUGGAAAGCUCCAACUGAAUAACUCCAGCAAGUUCAGAAAGGAGUAUCACCGAUUACGCUUCAGCCUGAAGAAGUCUGAGUAUGACGGUCUUGUUUCUCAGAUGCAACAACUGAAUGCAACGUUACGAACGUUGACACAGCAGGCCUUGGUAUUGGAGUCAACCCGGUCAAGACGCCAACCGCCUGACUUCGAUCUCAUUCGCGCCUACACAGCCCACUACCACAGCAACGGCAGAGCCGGCAAAUUCUUCGAACCUCGUACACAUCCAAAAUCUGUGCCAGGCGAUGACAGUCUGAAAGAUCCGUUCGUCUCGUGCAAUACCAACCACGUGAGCGAUAACAGCCCAGCAGACAACAGUAUUCCGGUCUCGGGGUGGGAAGGCAUGGCCCUCAAUCGUUCGCUCUUCGCUCUUGGUAUCCUCCUCAUCGAGCUCUGCCUGGGUAAGCCAUUCGAAGAGCUGAGAGAUGGGGCAAUGGCGGGCAAAGGCGGUGUGAGGGAGGCUUCAGACUUCGCUGUCGCAAGCCAGCUGCUGGACGAGGUGAUGAAUGAGUUCGGCGAUCGGUGGGCAUACAUUGAGGCCAGCUUAAACGAUAUUUUUACCGAACAAAACGAGAGCGUGGAUGCAAAGACAUACGUUCAACGUAAAAUGGGCCUUUACACGGCCAUUUUCAAUUAUUGCAGCCGGGAGCGCCGUCCGGGCCUUUAUGAAAGAAGGGACAGAGCUGCGGAGCUGCAUGGGAGGCUGGACGAAUACUUGAAGCAACACCUCCAAGGCCUGCGCAAUGCCUCUACCGAGUAUGCUACAGCCUUGAACAGGUAUGAGAAAGCUGCUCAGUACAACUCCCAAGCCUUCAGUCCUGUAAACCGUGAAUAUGCCUUUCUUGAACAGGACCAGGGAAAAAAGGUGCACGACAUCUAUUCAUUGCACAUGAUUAGGUGGAAGGAGUACAUGGGCCCUGAUCCACGCGAGGGGAGCAUGACUGAGGCUGGUACUGUUGGAGAUAUUGUAUGA
Lasiodiplodia theobromae is the source of this 1395-nucleotide messenger RNA. RefSeq lists its product as uncharacterized. The record is from RefSeq and is a predicted model, not a curated record. NCBI's taxonomy places the organism in Eukaryota, Fungi, Ascomycota, Dothideomycetes, Botryosphaeriales, Botryosphaeriaceae. The transcript has 6 exons. The coding region runs from base 1 to 1395 and encodes 464 amino acids.